AUGGCGUCAUCGGGGAGAACAGACAAUGGGGAGGGACCGUCACAUCAACCGGAUCGGUCGACUCCUAUGUCAACCCCGGCUAAGCGUUCGGAAUCUCCUUCAACAGACGUCGGGUCAAGACAGGCCUCUAUUGCACGACUAGCUUCGCCAGUUCCUUCCCUUUCAACCUCAUAUUCAUCCAGACAAGUGCCUAUACCAAACCAGUCUACGACAGGGAACGGACAGGACCUCGGCCGGGUGGAUAAUCCAGCCUCGCUACCAGGCCCAGGACAGUCCAUGAUUGCAUCUGCGCUUCAGGAGAGUCUUGGUCGGUCACCCCCGAGACUUGGGACUCCACCGAGACGAACCGACUCCCCUGCCUUAUUGAGUCAGCCGGUGAGGUCAAAUUAUGGCUCAUUUGACAAUAAAAUAGGAAGGGAAGGCUCCAUAUAUUCAAAUGCGCCAUAUGAGGAUCCUGAGGUUGUGAAGAGACACCUCGUGCAACCGCAGAACGCUAUCGAAUCGAAUAGCUUUAGGGACAUCGCAAGCAACGCCGAUGAUGAAUUCUCUAGCUUGCAAUUGCAGGGAGGAGAUAUUACAAGACAGGUCUAUAGGUGGGCUGAGGAUGCCGAAGCCGGGAAUUGGGUACGAAAACAUCUGCGAAGUAAGAGUUUCAGUCUCAGUAGACCUACGCCGGAGGAGGAAACCAUGGACAUCAAUACCAUACGGGUCCCAGGAGGUUUCAGAAGAGACUUCAUACGAAGGACUGCCGGCAGCCCUCAUCCUGGAAGUACCGACGGCCGCGCAAAGGCGCCAGCGACUCAUCAUCAGCUCCAUACCAGCAGCUUCCUGGAGUUUCUCACCCUGUACGGUCACUUCGCGGGAGAAGAGCUGGAAGAGGACGACGAGGUUCUGGGGCCUGAUGAGUAUUUCUCCUCGGAACCAUGGGACGAAGCAGAAGACAGAGAACUGGGGGAGGAGUCCGCGUUGCUCCGACCAGAAACUCCUGGCCGAAGGAAGCGUAAACCAAAACCGCGCGGUGGAACGGGAACCAACACAACGAUUGGAGCAGCUCUACUUCUGCUCAAAUCAUUUGUUGGCACUGGUGUUCUGUUCUUGCCAAGGGCUUUCCUGAAUGGUGGGAUGUUAUUCAGCAGUUUGGUUUUGCUUGCUGUAUCCAUACUCAGCUUCUACUGCUUCAUCCUUCUGGUCAACACCCGCUUGAAGAUCGAUGGCUCCUUUGGUGACAUUGGUGGUGCUCUCUUUGGAAAACAUAUGCGCCGGAUCAUCCUCGGAUCUAUUGUUCUCAGUCAACUGGGAUUUGUCUCCGCAUACAUUGUCUUCACUGCUGAGAAUCUCCAGGCGUUCGUUCUGGCUGUCAGCAAAUGCAAGUCGUUCAUCGACAUCAAGUUCAUGGUGCUGAUGCAAUUGGUCAUAUUUCUGCCUCUUUCGCUAAUUCGUGACAUUGGCAAGUUGGGUUUUACCGCACUUGUGGCAGAUGUGUUUAUUCUACUGGGACUCAUCUAUCUCUUUUACUACGACGUUGCCACUAUCGCUUCGCAAGGUGGCAUUUCGGAUGUCAAAGCAUUCAACCCAUCCACAUGGACUCUUUUCAUUGGCACUGCCAUUUUCACGUACGAAGGGAUUGGUUUGAUUAUCCCAAUUCAGGAGUCAAUGAAGGAACCCCGUCGGUUCCCCGGCGUCCUUGCCGGUGUCAUGGUCCUCAUUACAAUUGUCUUCCUCUCUGCUGGUGCUCUCAGCUAUGCAGCCUAUGGCUCCGCGACGCAAACCGUGGUCAUUCUCAAUCUUCCUCAGGAUGAUAAAUUCGUGAAUACGGUCCAAUUUCUCUAUUCUCUGGCAAUCCUGCUGAGCACGCCCCUGCAACUCUUCCCGGCCAUUCGAAUCAUGGAAAAUGAACUUUUCACUCGCAGUGGCAAGUACAACCCCGGGAUCAAGUGGAAGAAAAACUGCUUCCGCUUCUUUCUGGUCAUGAUUUGCGCGUUUGUUGCCUGGGGCGGAGCGGAUGACCUUGACAAAUUUGUCUCACUCGUCGGCAGCUUCGCCUGUGUUCCUUUGAUUUACGUAUACCCGGUACGUCUCCAGCAACUGUAA
Molecule: messenger RNA, 2091 nt
Organism: Aspergillus viridinutans
Lineage: Eukaryota; Fungi; Ascomycota; Eurotiomycetes; Eurotiales; Aspergillaceae
Product: putative amino acid transporter
Exons: 1
Coding region: 1-2091 (696 amino acids)
Biological process (GO): amino acid transmembrane transport
Molecular function (GO): amino acid transmembrane transporter activity
Source: RefSeq, a predicted model, not a curated record